Caenorhabditis elegans is the source of this 617-nucleotide messenger RNA. NCBI's taxonomy places the organism in Eukaryota, Metazoa, Nematoda, Chromadorea, Rhabditida, Rhabditidae. The record is from the annotation of a RefSeq genome assembly.
AUGAUCGGUUUUCUUAAACUUGUUGUCAUUGGGACUGUGCUUUUGGGAGUGGCUCAUGGAGCAAGUAUACCAACAACUGUAGCAACAGAAACCAAGUGUACUAGUCAGGAAGAGGCAGUUCGAGCAGUUCAAGCAUGUAUUAUGCGCCUGGGCAUAUUCUUACACCAACUUGAUGAGCUCCAUAUGAACAACAAGACAGAUUUGGCAGACUACAAGAAGGAAUGUCAAAGCAUUGUCAAGUGUAUUGACAAAAUUUCAUGCUUGGGAAUGAAGGAACCGAAAAACAAUGCGAUGAGGGCUGUCGAAUAACAUUGUGAUGCUAUUACGUACGUUGCCGAUGACUUUUCCAAAUGCAGUGAUAAAUUGAAUGAGAAAAAAUCAAUGUGUUUUGGCGACUGGCACCCAAUUCCAAACAAUAUUCAUUUGGAGAAAAAGGAAGGAAUGCUUAAAACAAUCAAAAGCGAAGUUUGCAAGACAUAUUUCGGAAAAGACGACUGAAUGAAGAAGGAAGUUUCGGAGACAUGUGGCAAGCAGGAAUGGGAUUCACUCAAAGAGAAAUUCAUCGGUUUCUCUUCCGGAUUUGUGGGCAAGUGCGACUUCAGCAGACUUGGAUAAAC